CAUUACAACAAACACAACACACACGUACAGCAAAAGUAGGAGAGAAAAAAAUGGAGGCCAAGAUGAUGAGGAUCUUCGCAAUGCUGAUGCUCUUCAGCCUCUGCAGCAGAGGCAAUGCGGAGUUUCGGGAGUGCACCCUGUCGGACCUCCACGUGACCCAGACCGCCACGGGGAAGAACGCCGGAGGGAACCCAGAGUACGCCGUGGAGGUGGAGAACAGGUGCAUCUGCACACAGACGGACGUCAAGCUGCUUGCCCCCGGGUUCAAAUCCUCCGAGACCGUGGACCCCAACGUCUUCAGGCCGGACGCCGACGGCAAGCUCGGCACCCUCAACAACGGCUCCCCGGUGUACUACGGCGACAAGAUCAAGUUCAACUACGCGUCGGCCACCAAGUUCAGCCUCGCGCCCUUCUCCUCCAGCGUCGCAUGCUCGUGAUUGGGAGGAUUACUUGGAAUCGGUUGGGCCCGAUCAAUAAGUUUGUGUUGGUUGAUCGAUCAUAUAUACGUUUAUAAAUUAACCCGCACAUGCAUGAAACGUUGCUUUGAGAAUUGAUGGGUUUGUUGAAAUUCGAGGCUGGAUGUAUCUUGCUACCAUUGGA
Molecule: messenger RNA, 600 nt
Organism: Triticum aestivum (bread wheat)
Lineage: Eukaryota; Viridiplantae; Streptophyta; Magnoliopsida; Poales; Poaceae
Exons: 2
Coding region: 51-437 (128 amino acids)
Biological process (GO): cell fate determination
Source: RefSeq, a predicted model, not a curated record